AUGGCAUCUCUGGCACAUCAAAUCAAGAUUCGUCAGAGGGAUAAGAGGAUACGUAAUUUCCUUCUGAAACAAAGAAGAAGAAGAGAAGCUGCUCUACAUGUUGCGCGCGAAGAAAUCUUCCAUCAUUCCUUGUCUGGAGGAUGCUACUCCAUUCCCGAGUACCAAGAUUUCAUAUCUGUCCCCUCCUCUGGUCUACCUCUGCGAAGAGUCUUCGUUUCUAUGUUCUACAAGAAAAACCCUUCAUAUCAACGCUUCUCGGAACGUUACCAGCCAAAAUAUAACUCAUGA
This is a messenger RNA of Botrytis fragariae, 288 nucleotides long. RefSeq lists its product as uncharacterized. Lineage: Eukaryota; Fungi; Ascomycota; Leotiomycetes; Helotiales; Sclerotiniaceae. The record is from RefSeq and is a predicted model, not a curated record. The coding region runs from base 1 to 288 and encodes 95 amino acids. The transcript has a single exon.